AUGAAGGAAUCCAGCAGCAGAGAUCAGGGGAAGAAGUCAGACACAGAAGUUGUCGGAGCUCGUCUCUGCGACGAAGCAGACACAGAUCAAAUGGCCAAGGCCACAGAUAGCAGUACAAGCAAGCAGGUAACUACUCAAGAUGAUGAGGAACGCCACGCUCUGAUGCAAGUAGCGUUGGAAAUUAAUGAAGCAGACAAACUGAGCAAGAACACUCCAAAUGAUAGUAAUAAUGCCGCCGCACAAACCCUAGUCUGUCAAGGAAUUCCUUCCACAAACAGUCAUGCUAGUGUCAAACAUGUACCGGUACAAGGAGAGAGUACACCACAAAACCAACAAGACGAUAUCCAGCCAAUAAUGUUGAGGCGAACCAUCCCCUAUCAAAGACAACUAGAAUCUCAACCGGGAGCCUUCUCGGGAGCGCCAGGAACAGGAAACUUGGAACGCACCACUACUUUGGAUUAUGCCCUUCUUGAGGCUCAACGCCAACCCAAUAAUGCCACAUCAGACACCACCACCACCACCACCAACAACAACAACAACAACGCAACAGGUAACCAACAGUUGGCGGUGGCAAACAUGGUUGUAGAAGAGGGGCAAAUGAUUACAUCGGCAGAUCCCGUCAACCUACAACAAAUUCAACAAAGAGAGCAAAACCGAAAGGCGAAAGAGAAGCUGUUUGUUGCAGCUAUGAUUUGGUUGUGCCUUGUUGCUACCAUUAUUAUUGGGUUUGUGGCUGGCUCCCAAAAGCAAAAAGAACCAGUGCUCAUUACCUCAACAGAGACGCCAACUGUAUAUGGAUCCAUGGAACCAUCGGAGGUUCCAUCCUUUGCCCCAACUGGGGUGCUGGAAGAACUGUUGGAUAAUCUAUCUGAUUACACUCUUGCCAGCAUCAACAAUAGCAGUGACACACCUCAGUGGAAGGCAUGGAACUGGCUUGCCAAUCACCAGAACAUCACAUACUUGCCAGAGUGGAGGAAAACUCAGCUCUUUGCUCUCGCAACCUUCUUCUAUUCCUUUCAGGGAGAACGCUGGAACCCUCUGAUCAAGGAACGUUGGAUGGAUUAUGAAAAGGACGAAUGUGAUUGGUUCUCCGGUGGGACUGGAUUUUUUCGUGAUGGAACCUUUAUAGCAGCACCUGAAGAAUUUGCAACCUUACCUUGCAACAGCCAAGGGCGAUUUACAAUUCUCCAUCUUUCAGGCCUCAAGGUUGAUGCAUUCCUGCCAGUUUUCCCGCCUGAAAUUACCCUCUUGACUACCUUGUCCCAGAUUAACUUCCGGAGUGAUACUAUUCGAUUUUCGGGAGCUUCAACACAUCCCACGCCAUUUUCUUCCCAGUUUCCAGAAGAAUUCUACAAGAUGCCAAGUUUGGAACUUCUGAGGAUUUCACUUGUCCACUGGACCGGCCAACUUCCCUCUGAGUUGGGACAACUGCCAGCUUUGACUCAUUUGCGAAUAUCUCUAAGUGAGUUGACUGGACCAAUCCCCUCCGAGCUGGGACAACUUUCAGCUCUGAAACAUCUGGAUUUAGUGCUGAUUGGCCUGUCUGAUCAAUUACCUUCAGAACUUCUUCAGUUGACUGCUUUGACCAAUCUACAAAUUACUGAUGUCACCGGCCAAAUACCCACCGAGCUCGGACAGCUUUCAGCUUUGCAAUGUCUGGUAUUGUCGUCCAGUGAGUUGUCUGGUCCAAUCCCUUCUCAGCUGGGACAAUUGACUGCUUUGACAACCUUGAGCUUGUACACCAAUCAGCUUACAGGGCUCAUUCCUUCUGAGCUUGGACUGUUGACUUCAUUGGGUUCUCUGAGUUUGCAAUUUAAUCAGCUUACAGGCCCUAUUCCUUCUGAGCUCUUUCAAAUGAUGGAUUUGAAAUCUUUAAUGUUAUCUCAUAAUCAGCUGACUGGCCAGAUUCCUUCUGGGCUUGUACUGUUGACAACGUUGGAAUCGGUGUGGUUGGGGGAGAAUCACCUGCAUGGGUCAAUCCCUUUGGAAAUUUUGCAAUUGACUGCUUUGAUAUUUUUACGCUUAGGUGGGAAUGAACUGCAUGGGCCAAUCCCUUUGGAAAUUGGGCGAUUGACUGCUUUGACUUUUUUAUUCUUGCAUGGGAAUCAACUGACUGGUCCGCUUCCCGACCUUCAACUGUUGACAAAUCUGAAAUACCUGCGACUUGACGAGAAUCAACUGACUGGCCAGCUUGCUUCUGAGCUUGGAAUGUUGACAAGAUUAGGUUGGCUUGAGGUGUCUGAGAAUCAGUUGUCUGGCCAGCUUCCUUCUGAACUUGGAAUGUUGACAAGCUGUACUCGGCUUGAGGUGUCUGAGAAUCAGCUGACUGGCCUGCUUCCUUCCGAGCUUGGAUUGUUGACAAAUUUUCGUGUUCUGAAUCUAACUGGCAAUCCUGGGUUAUCUGGCACUGUCCCUGAGGACCUCUGUUUCUUGCAGAAUGCUUCCUGUACAUUUACAUUUUUGUACCAGGAUGAGCAGUGCGUUCUUGGCUUUGAUUGUACCUCCGUGUUUUGUGGUUGUGAUUGUCCCUGUUUGAAUUGA
Molecule: messenger RNA, 2541 nt
Organism: Seminavis robusta
Lineage: Eukaryota; Bacillariophyta; Bacillariophyceae; Naviculales; Naviculaceae
Source: the annotation of a GenBank genome assembly